AUGAUGACGCGGCAACUUAGCGAUGUCACUGAGAACUUCUGCCCCACGACCUGGACGACCAGUGCCCUGCCACCCGUUGAGCUGUCAACGGAUCAGCGUGAAAAGUUUCGAGUAUUAGCGACUCAAUUACUCUCGAAUACUUUGCGGGACUACGAUACCUACGACGCUGACCCGAGACAAAGAUCCAUGAGUCAACGUCGGUGGAAGCCCGUCAAGAAGAAAGACCACAUCACAGUGUACGAGGAACGCUACCCAACUUCACGGUCCGAAGCCAAUAUAAUGGACCGAGUGUCCAUGGCAUUUCAUGCCAGCCAGUGGACGGAGCCCAAAUUGCUGGUGGCCACCGGCUGGAUCGAAGGGACUCUAGACGACGUUGUGUACGGCAUCACGUCAGCCGAUGCACAAAACAUGCUGCUCAAAGAUACAGUACUUCAGAACAAACUAAUCAAUGGAGCGGUGCUAGCUUGCAUUGACGCUCCAUGCAAUGCCGACCCGUUUCGAUUCCUCGGUAUCAAAUGGCUUGUGAAAGGUCCUUCUACUGCGUUCAAAGGCAUCGUACGCGCUAGAGAUUUGGUGGUCCUCGAAGCUACAGGAGUUACAACGCGACCAAAUGGAGAACGUAUUGGAUACCAUCUUCUCCACUCCGUAAACUUGUCACAAUAUCGAGAUGCGACGCCUUGGUUGGGAGCAAAAGUAACGCGUGGUCACAUCUCACGCUGCUCCAUUUUCAGAGAGGUCCCGGCAGGUCUCGGAAGCAGACACUCCAAAGUCGACGUGUUCGUCAAGGGAUAUGUGGAGACAUGUGGUAAGAUACUAAACUCGGUAGCUCUAAAGGCAGAAUCAACAGAAUUUAUCAGCUCUUGGGACACAGUCGAGUGUGCCAACCUCAAGAAACUUAUGUGGUGCUUCCGUCAGCUAAUGGAUGGAGGUCGAGCAAGACACAGAGAUCGUACCUCGACUCAACAUCCACAAGUUAGCAGUAGCGUCAGCUGCUCUAGUCACGCAGGUUCUUCAAGCGAUUAUCAAUUGUCUCUUUGGCCCCAAUCUCAUUCUCUGGAACUCUCAAGUAGCUGUGGAACAUGCACAAGACGACUCUUUAAACUGGUAAGUGGCGCCUUCUUUUGCAUGCUGUGUUCUCGAAUCACAUGCUUCCGUUGUCGAGUUCCACGUAUCAUGAAAGAAGUGAAUUCCAAAUUGUGGCUCCGACAAAAAGAAGUGCUCAUUUGCAAGCGGUGUGUCCUCCAAGUUGACCACCUUGCAGCCGUAGAUGUCGCGCGUGCCGAAGUCCAAGCCGGUUGGGUUUCAACAACUCUUGACAAACGCUCGAAAAAGCUUGCUAUCACUGGCAUGACUACUCACGCAGGUGCGGCAAUUGUUAGACUACCCGCGGAAGAAGAGUCCCCACUCUCUGUGCUGUCACGAACUGCAGAUCAGCAGGUCAACUCCUUUCGAGGCGUUCAGCUUAUUGAGAUACCUCAACCUAGAACCUCAGAGCCUGAUGAGGUAGGGCUGUCUGACGCUGAGUACCGAAAACUCAUUUGGUCGCGAAUCGUGGAGCAGCGCAUGGUGGCUGAAUCCAUCUACAAAUUGGCUCCCGAGACUGCCGAGGCGAUGAAUGUCUUGAUUAAACCGAUAACCCGCCGGUAA
Molecule: messenger RNA, 1647 nt
Organism: Peronospora belbahrii
Lineage: Eukaryota; Oomycota; Peronosporomycetes; Peronosporales; Peronosporaceae
Source: the annotation of a GenBank genome assembly